Bemisia tabaci is the source of this 4882-nucleotide messenger RNA. RefSeq lists its product as uncharacterized. NCBI's taxonomy places the organism in Eukaryota, Metazoa, Arthropoda, Insecta, Hemiptera, Aleyrodidae. The record is from RefSeq and is a predicted model, not a curated record.
AGGGAAUCACGCCCAACUCCAGUUCGGGAGACUCUCCAUCUCGGGUGGGCGCGAAAUUUCGGCCAUGUGUUGCGACGGGCAUGGAGGCGGACGCGGGCAGGAGAAGUCGCGGCAGGGAUAAGCAGGAGACCCAAGGGGCGCGCUCCAGGGACUCGUCCGGUUCCGUCUCCAGCGAGGUGAGGUGCGGGUGUCAGUACUUCCAGUCGGACAGUCUCCUACCAGAGCGACAGUCUCUCGUCGGGCGACCGCCCAGCAGAGGCUCCGCGAUUUCCGGUCCCGGGGCGGCCAUUUCCGGUUUCGGGGUGUCCACAUCCGGUCCAGGAGCGACCAUUUCCGGUCAAGGAGCGUCCAUUUCUGGUUUCGGGGUGUCCACUUCCGGUCCAGCAGCGACCAUUUCCGGUCAAGGAGCGUCUACUUCCGGUGUCGGGGUGUCCACUUCCGGUCCAGGAGCGUCCACUUCCGGUUUCGGGGCGUCCGUUUCCGGUGCCGGGUCGUCGACUUCCGGUUUCGGGGUGUCGGGUGUUUCCGGUUCCGGUCCGGGGGAUGCGAGAGUGGCCGGGGCGCGAGUGGCCGUAGCGGUGGAGAGCGUGCGGGGGGUCGUGGGCGGGGGCGGCGGGGGGGAGCGCCCGCGCUAUAGGGCGAAGCCGCCGCGGAAAAGCAAGUCCACCGACACGGAGAGCGAGCAGGAGGACCUGAGUCCGUUUUUAGACGUCAGCACUUCGUCCCUGUACUUCGCGAUGGGGGACCAUGAGCACGAGUACGAGCCAGUGAUCCCGAUGUCGAGCCAGCACCAAACCCCACCGCCAACGGUGCGCGUGACGGACGCGGACAGCCCGGACGGCGUGAAAGCCGACAGCCUCGUCGGCUCGGACAUCAGCAGCAUCGAGAGCCACGAGCGGGCCUUCCUCCGCAUGGCCCAGGAGGACCACGAGGCCGGCUACGAGGACCACGACGACGAGGACCAGGAACCCGACGACGCCCACCUCACCGCCAAGGAGCUCCAGACGCGACUCGAGGAGCGCUUCUUCACCUCCACCCCAACGACGACCGGCUCCAGGACCGACGGCGAGAUCCACACCAGCCAGGUCGACUCCUCCGCACUCGAGGACCUACCCCUCACCCGCGACGCGCGAAGACCUGCCACCCUCCAGCAGCGCCUCAAAUCCCAAGCCGGUCGGAUCCGCACCAAAUUCAGGACCAUGUCCCGAAAACCGAAACCCCACUCCGAGGGCGAAUCGUCGGAACCCUCGGAGCACCAACCGGAGAAACACCGCUUCACUUUUCCGCGGCGUCCCAAGAUCAACUUCCCGGAGCGGCCCAAGUUCAACUUCCCGGAGCGGCCCAAGUUCAGCCUCCCCGAGCGGCCGAAGUUCAACCUACCGAGCAGGCCCAAGAUCUCCAUGCCGUCCAUGCCGAGCUUGACGCGACAAAAAUCGGCUUCGACUCGGCGCCCGCUGAAGGAGAAACCCCCGGCGGCCCAGUCCUCCGGCGCUAGGAAGAUGUUCGACUUUGAUUUCAAGACGUACCCGCGGAUCUUCAGCAAGCGGAAGAAAGAGCUGAACGCCCGCGGGAAGGCGACGCGCGCUGAGACUCCACCCCCGCGGAUGGAGUCGGAGAGCGCGCCAGCGACACCUCUCCGGCGCAAGAGCUCCUUCGGGACCAAAUGGACGCACAGGUACACGGACAUCAAGUUCGCCGACGAGGACGAUAAAUCCGAGCGGUGCGAGUCGAGGUUCAUAAGUCUUAAGGGCUCCGACGAUUCCUUAACCGGGUUCAAGGACAGCGACUUCCCGGACGUGGUCACGGUGGACGAAUCGCCGGUCUCCAACCGUCGGGAGGAGUGCCAGAGCAGUUUCCAAGAAUCCGAGAGCCCGGAUCACGAUCCUCGACUGCGCGGCGGGGUCUUGGAGGAGAUCGACGCGGACGAGUUCUUCCUCCGGCAGAAGGGUCUCAGCAGGGACAACGUGGACGUGAGCAACUUCUUGACGCGGGAGAUCCGUGACGCUCUUCAGCACCGCAACGCCCUCGCGCGGCUGGACACGGAGGUGGACGUAGAGACGUACGAAGACAAACCGGAAGCCGAGGGCUCGAAGCCCACGGCGCCCCAACGAACCAGAUCGCUCCGGCGAUCCUCUCGAUCGAAUAAGAGUCAGUCGGUGGAGCAAGGGGAAGAGGACAAGUCGAACUUCUUCAACACCUUCCCCCCGGACCGACCCCAGAGACGCCGCAGCGGCACGGCUACCAGUCAGCGGGACAGAGACAAGUCUUCCGUCGAUUCUGUCGAGAUGAGGAACCUCGAGGACGCCAGGAGAGUUAGCGUUUUCGACGAUGAUGCGUACUCGGAGAAAGUCUCGCUCAAGUCGGGGCAGGAUUAUUACUCGAGCCCCAAGGAGCACAUACCGCCGCUCCCGCCCAAGAGGAAGAGGAGCUCGAGGGAUAUCACCCAGGAUAAUGACUCGCUGGACGAGGAGAGAUACAACCUCAAUGGCUGGGCCAAUAGGAGUCCGGAUCAAGAUAAAGCACCUAGCAGGGAGACGGCCAUGGAUGAAAUUCAUCUCGAGAAUGUUGAUCAAAAUCAAUAUGACUUGCCACCAAAUGUGCCCCGGAGGAGAACAAGAUCUCGAGGCACCUCUCUCGUGGAUGAGGACCGCACUUCCAGGGAAGCAGAAUCUUUACCCAGUGAAAGGACCGAGGAGUUCCCACCAGAAAACGAUAUCCGAGAUGCAAUGUACGGCUAUGCUACAGUUGAAAAAUCUGCGAAAACAGACAAACCCGACAAACCUCCCCGCCCUCCACCACCGGGUCGACAAAAGAAGCGGUUCCGAAAUAUUAAAUCACAAGGAUUCUCUUACUUUUUCACAGUUCCUAGGAGAAGACAAAGUAAUCUUACUCAACAAUAUCAGCAAUACAUUUGUAGUACACCUCCAGUUCGACCAUAUCGUAACUACAGCACAAUUGGUCCAUCUCGACCACCGAGACGAAACAAAGUGUUCAGAGAACCUGUGUACGCAGAUGGAGACGAGAAGGAGAAUAAAGUUAAAACGCUUGAAGACGAGGAAUUGGAGAGAGAUAUUGAAGAAUUAAUAAAAAACGCCAUUAAUGACCAACUAAACGACAACCUAAAGUCAGGAGAUGUAAUUGAAAAAAUGAAAGUAAGACCAUUGCCACCUCCACCCAGACCUCCGAGAAGAACUCGUGAGGAAGGCGAUUAUGACGAUACGAGAAAUGAGGAGGGUAACGUCGAACUUCAUUUACGUAGCCUUAACGCAAGUCCAGAACCUGUUGUCGAGCAAGAAUGUAUUGCUAAGCAUGACACUGUCAGUAUAGAGGAAAAUAGCCGCAUUAGUACUGCUCAAAAUGACCUUAACAAGACGAAAAGCUUAGAGAUGAUAACUGAUUCCCAAAGACAAUCAAGACCUAGCACUAUUUCACGAAGAGCACCUUCAAGAAGAAAUAGUGCAACGAAACGAAGCAAGACUCCUCUGCCCCAAGAUCGAGCACCAACAGAGGAAGCACAGGAAGUCAAGAUUGAGGACGUUUCCGUUUCUACACAGACCGAUGUCCUUCCUGAAGGGUACAUCAUCGAGGAAGAGCGAAUGGCAGACGACAGAAGUCAAACGGAUAGUAGUUAUCCUACAACCACAGCUACCCUGACAGGUUCGGACUCAGGAGCUGCAGCUCUUGUAGAGCGAAAAGUAAUCCUCCUUCCUGAUAAAGAGCUGGAGGUGGAGAUUCUAAAAACCAAGAAAAUUCAAGUGUCUGAAAUCGAUGUUGAAAAACUUAACGUUACAGAGAUCAACACUAACAAAAUCAAGGUGUCGGACGUGGAUGGUGUAUCGAUGCAUGUCGCUGAGAUAAACAGUAAGAGCGGUAAUAUUGUCAUUAAUAACCUAGAACUGCCUCAAAGCGUACUGGAGAGCAUAUCAAGAAACCUGGCUGAGCUACAAUCAACGAGCGCUGGCACAUCUGGCUCGGAGGUUCCAGAGUCGAUGCUUCGUUUGUCGCGAGGUCAGAGCUCUCCGACUGGUGGUUUGGAAGGGGAGUCAUCGAGCGUUGUGCCCAUUCCUGGUUCGCACAGAGUGCUCAGCACCGGAUUAUCUUCAGAAGAGGGCGCUAUCUCUCUACCUCCUCGUCAGGAUCCCACUGUUUAUGAGCUGAGCCAACAAAUGUUUGAUAUAAUACAGAGGAACGUCUCAAAGUUCGUAGAGAGAAGUAUUCAAAAUGGAAUUAUUGAUGUAGAAAAGCAAAGAGAGAUUCAACACACGAUUAGUAUUGUUUUAAUUGUGGUAGCGGUUCUUUACUUGAUUGGAUUUGGCUCGGGGAGUACAAUCCAUACUCAUCACUGGGAUUUCCAAUUUCCACCUCCGCCGCCUCCUCAAGGAUCUCAUCCGUGAGAUGAUUUGUCCCGAUACUCCAUCUCCGGAAUAAACAAGUGCAGAGGCAUUUACUUACGUUUUUUUACAGUAAUAUAAAAUCCUGUUUUGUAUCAUGCUGUAUUAGAAUUGAAAAUUUUAUGACUUUUAGACCUUACUAUGCAAAAAAAAAAAAAAAAAAUCCUUGAUUUUCAUGAAAAAUUAGUUCUCUAUAAAAUCAAACAUGAUGAGUCAACAGAUAUGGGGAGAGACUAGAUCUUCUACAUAUCUAAAAUUCAGGAGACCACCAAAAGAAUUUCUAAACGAUCAGAGUUUCGGCACAGAAAGGUGAGUUGAAGAUAUUGAACUGACUGAUAAAAUUUAAAUUUUAAAAGUGCCUAGCACACUUCCAUCUAUUUAUAAUUUCUUUUUGUUGUAUUUAUACUGUAAAUAAAAUAAUUUAUUAUGCGUUGAAUAAUUUCAAUGGAGACUUCAUUCAUUAAGCAAUAAAAGAAAGUUCUCAUGUUAAA